This is a messenger RNA of Brassica rapa (field mustard), 3090 nucleotides long. RefSeq names its product probable pectinesterase/pectinesterase inhibitor 44. Gene Ontology annotation, biological process: cell wall modification. NCBI's taxonomy places the organism in Eukaryota, Viridiplantae, Streptophyta, Magnoliopsida, Brassicales, Brassicaceae. Gene Ontology annotation, molecular function: enzyme inhibitor activity; pectinesterase activity. The record is from RefSeq and is a predicted model, not a curated record.
AUCAAUACAUAUGACAUGAAUUAGAGAAAAAAAGAGAGACUUUUAUUCGUGUUCCCUUUUCUGAUUAGACUACAUUCAUAUGAUUUCAACCCAUAACAUUCUUCCUUCUUAAGAGUGACGAUCACGAGUUUUCUCUACUUUUAUAUUUUUUUCCAUUUUUGUAUUGGGAAAACAAAAGAUGAUAUUGCAAUGGUAUCUAUGGUUGCAAAGUAAUUAACGCGUUAAAUUAUAGAACAUUUAGUAAGCUUGUCGCAUAAUUGGCCAGUGAUUAGAUGAUAACUUAGGCCACCUAUACACACACAUUUAUAUCGAAUCUCGCCACCGAAUGAUAAACUCAGCAAAUAGAAUUUAUCGUACAUAUAGUAGUACAUUCUGCAUUAACAAACACUGGCUAUUUUCUUCUUAUGGAAAAAAUUGAGAGAAGACAACCAUCGAAAUAUUGUGGAAAUAUCAACCUUUGGGAAAUUAUGGAGUGGAUGUAACUAUAGUCAGAGGCGUGCCUACGGUGUAUUGAAAAAGGCAUUCGCCUCAGGCCCCCGAUUAAUAUUACUGUUUUUAGGGUCCCAAAAUUUAAAAUAAUUUCUAGUAUAGUAGUUUAGACUUAUUUAAAAAAAACAUUUAUACGAAAAUUAAUUAACUCACUUUUUGAAUUCAUGUAUUUUUUUCUAUAUGACAUAAUAUAACAUAUUUAUGUUAUAAACUUAUUCUUUUACAGUAUUAGACUUGUGUAUUUGGUGAAAAUAAUAUAUCAUAUAUCAUAUUAGAAAAUUGUAAAUAAAUUUAUUUUUUAAAACUUGCCUUAGGCCACUAAAACUCUUUGUACGGCACUGACUAUAGUUAUUUAUUGUUAUUAUGUUUCAUAUUAAGUGAUAUAAACCUCAGGCUUUGGUUUCAUUUUAAUUAUUGAUGUUUUGCUUUCUCGGCACAAGAAUAUGAUAUGGUUUUUUCUGUUGACCUAUAAAAUAAAUCAAAUGGUUAAUAUGUUUAUUGUUUUCAUUUCAGUUGGUAAAAAAAAUAACUUAGAUAAACAUAUGUAAUUUACGAUUAUAUUUGAUACAGCGGUGGAUAUGCUAAACAGCUGCAUGCUACUACACGACCAAAUCUGAGAAUGUAUGUGUGGGACGGUUGAGUUAUAAUUAAGACAUCUCAUAAAUAUUAUUAUUUGAAAACAAAAGAAAUAUCAACGAUGAAUGAAUGAGCUUGUUUGGUGGGAUAAUGAAGUUAAGUCGCAAUUAUUUAAUUUACGUUACGUAGACUAGAACUGUUUAGGGGUAGACAGGCAGGUGGGUGGAAUUAAAUGGCUUCCUUCUUUUAAAGGAUCCACUGACUCAGAAGAAACUUCAAUGUCAUCAAAAAAUAAUACUAGUUAUUAAAAAAUGUCAUGGUGGAAGGGUUUCUUGAUCUUCUUGAUGUUGAGUCUGUGUGUGUCAUCGGAAGAGAGCAUGCAAAUGCAAUACGACUACUUGAAAGUUCCGGCAAGUGAGUUCGUGGGCUCCAUUGACACCAUCGUUGAAGUAAUAAGCCAAGUGACUUCAAUUUUGUCUGAGUUUGCGGAUUUUAGUGGAGAUAGUCGGCUGCAAGAUGCGGUAUCUGAUUGCCUGGAUCUGCUCGAUGUUUCUUCGGACGAGCUGAGUUGGUCUGCUUAUGCUUCUCAGAAUCCAAAUGUGGGGUCAGCAGGUAAGGGCAACGGAACAGGGAACGUGGGAUCAGACACAAAGACAUGGUUAAGCGCUGCUCUAUCCAAUCAAGACACUUGCAUGGAAGGCUUCGACGGUACAUCUGGUCUCAUCAAACCUCUUGUAGCUGGCAGUCUCGGUCAAUUAUAUUCUAUGCUUAGGGAUCUGUUACCACUUGUUGAGCCCGACCAGAAACCUCAACCCAUUACCAAACCUCGUCCAAUUGGUAAAGGACCAACGGCUCCACCAGGCCGGACACUUAGGAACAUUGACGACGAUGAGGAAAGUCAAUUCCCAGACUGGUUCAGACCAGACGACCGGAGACUCCUUGAAACCAACGGAGUGAGUUACGACGUUAUUGUAGCACAAGAUGGGACAGGCAACUUCACGACCAUAAUGGACGCCGUUAAGGAAGCUCCUGAUUACAGCUGGACACGUUUCGUCAUAUACAUUAAAAAGGGUUUAUACUUGGAGAACGUUGAGAUCAAGAAGAAGAAAUGGAACCUCGUAAUGUUAGGUGAUGGCAUUGACGUGACAAUUAUUUCCGGUAACCGCAGCUACAUUGACGGCUCGACCACGUUCCGAUCCGCUACAUUCGCUGUAAACGGAAGAGGAUUCUUGGCUAGAGAUAUAACGUUUCAGAACACAGCUGGACCAGAGAAGCAUCAAGCCGUAGCCCUUAGGUCUGACUCUGACCUAUCUGUGUUCUAUAGAUGUGCCAUGAGAGGUUAUCAAGAUACACUCUACACGCACACUAUGCGUCAGUUUUACCGCGAGUGCACCAUCACUGGAACGGUGGAUUUUAUAUUUGGAGAUGGAACAGUUGUGUUUCAAAAUUGUCAAAUUUUGGUUAAGAAAGGACUCCCUGACCAAAAGAAUACCAUCACUGCACAAGGCAGGAAAGAAGCUGACCAACCCUCAGGAUUCUCGAUUCAGUUCAGCAAUAUCUCGGCGGAUGCAGACUUAGUCCCAUACCUGAACACGACACACACGUAUCUAGGAAGGCCAUGGAAGCAAUAUUCAAGGACAGUUUUCAUGAGGAACAACUUGAGCGACGUUGUGAGGCCUGAAGGAUGGCUCGAGUGGAACACCACUUUUGCUUUGGACACACUCUUCUAUGGAGAGUUCUUGAACUACGGACCAGGUUCAGGACUCAGCAGCCGAGUCAAGUGGCCUGGUUACCACGUGUUUAACAACUCUGACCAGGCCAACAAUUUCACCGUUUCUCAGUUCAUUGAAGGAAACCUUUGGCUGCCUUCUACUGGAGUAACGUUUACUGCUGGCUUGGGUGUCUAAAUUAACAUGGCUCAGUGUUUACCUUUUUGCCUUUCAAUUUUAACUUUUGAUAUGAAAUAUUAAUAUCUAUUAUAACUCAAAAGAGUCCCCAAAAAUUAUAUAUUAGAGAGUAUAUUGA